Messenger RNA from Xenopus laevis (African clawed frog), 642 nucleotides. Its product is annotated as cystatin-A. Lineage: Eukaryota; Metazoa; Chordata; Amphibia; Anura; Pipidae. Bases 91 to 372 code for a protein of 93 amino acids. The transcript has 3 exons. The record is from RefSeq and is a predicted model, not a curated record.
AACUUCCCUUUUGGUGCAGCUCGUUGGUUUAAAUUGGGUCGUCUCGACUGAGUUUCUCAUAGGAGCCUCGUGUCAUCAUCACUAGGAAUCAUGUCUGAGUGGAGCGAAACUGAACCAGCGACCCCUGAUAUACAGGACAUGAUCGAUGAGCUCAAACCAGAAUUAGAGCGUCUGAGUGGCACAAGUUUUGAUCAUUUACACGCGGUGUCCUAUAGAAUGAAGCACGGCAGCGACGCACACACAUAUCUCAUUAAGGCACACGCUCCCCCUAAUGAGUUUAUCCACAUCAGCCUUUCCCUGCACGGAAGUCACCGAGAAGUUGCACCACCACAAACAGGUAAAACUGAGGACGAUCCACUGGAGCCUUAUUAACAGACAUUGGGAGAAUGUGGUUCUGUUAUCCAGAGAUUCUUCUGCAGACAAGAUCCUAACGACUUGAUUGGCACAACUGCUUUUAUCAAUGGACUGUUUAUAUUAGUCAGGAUAAAUGUGACGGGGAUUUUUUCUUUUAAAAACGACUUUCUUACUUUAUUUUCUUUUGCUCCCAAUAUUGUUUUAGAGUUUUAAAUGUCAUUGUUGAUCUUAAUGGUGUAAUAUAAAAUAAUGACAAUGCCUCUCUCUAACAAUCUCUAACACCCUCUA